UUAACAGUUUUGACAAUUUUGACAGCAAACAAUUUGACAGAGAAUAGUCGGCGUACUUGGCUUGUGAUAUUUUCAAAACGAUUUUCUCGCUUUUAUUCAAAUAGUAAUCGAAAAGAAGUUAAUUAAAUCUACUUAUAAAUUAGUCAGUUGAUAUAAAAAUAUCAAAAUGAGUUUCGGUCUGCCUCCGUUGAAAGUAAAGCCUGAACAUGUCAGUAACAUCGAGCCGCAGGAGGGCCCAUUUGGGGUGCCCAACCCUCUGGUGGCCGGUAUGGCUGCUACGAAGUCCAAACUUGGCAUGUCACACCCGAUAGAAAUUUCCGAGAGAAAUUAUCACUUAAAUCAGGAAAAGAUGAACAUGGCUAUGCUCCGUAACAUCCAGGGUCUGCAUGCGCCACUCAAACUCACCAUGGAAAUGAAGUUCACCAACAAAGUUGGUCACCUUCCUUUCCUUCAAAGGUCAAACUUCCAGCAUGAUGUGUUGACUGGAAAGCACUUGGAUAUUGGAUUCGAAGAUAUUCUGAACACUCCAGAGAUGUGUGAAGUCGCUGGUCAGCCUCAUGCUGUAGUGGAGCGAUCUCUCGGAAUACUGUGAGCUAGUUAUUUUAGGUUUCUCUGUAUUGUACUGCUGAUUUUUAAUAAAAACUUAUACUAAUA
Molecule: messenger RNA, 654 nt
Organism: Spodoptera frugiperda (fall armyworm)
Lineage: Eukaryota; Metazoa; Arthropoda; Insecta; Lepidoptera; Noctuidae
Gene: Pomp
Product: proteasome maturation protein
Exons: 4
Coding region: 167-592 (141 amino acids)
Biological process (GO): proteasome assembly
Cellular component (GO): nucleus; cytoplasm
Source: RefSeq, a predicted model, not a curated record